Messenger RNA from Thlaspi arvense, 4424 nucleotides. The record is from the annotation of a GenBank genome assembly. NCBI's taxonomy places the organism in Eukaryota, Viridiplantae, Streptophyta, Magnoliopsida, Brassicales, Brassicaceae.
AGCAUUUAACAUUUUUAUUGAUUAAAAAAUUACAUUGGUCUUUUGUUUCAGACUUUCAGCUAAAUCGUAAAGGACAGUAUAAAAUAAUAUUUUUUAAAAAAUGUUAGCAACUUUAGUAGUUCCCGCUGUUACACACCAUUGUUCACCAUUAAAGUCGGCGACUUUUAGUAGAACCAGUUAAGCCCAGAUGGUAGGAGUUGGAUUAAUCAGUCUCGAUCGAGAUUUGAGGUCUGGAGAUAUUUACACGAAGCUGCUCUGUUUUUACCAGAAGAGAAAAGUAGUUUGAGAGAAUAGCAUACGUAUAAAAGAUGGUACAGGCUUACGCAAGAGAUGACGGAUCCCACCAUGGAGCUAUAACGCCAACAACUCCUUUGUCAAUAGGCCAAACUCUCAGCUCCUCUAGUGAGAUUUAUGAGUUGGGGUUCUUCAGUCCUAAUAACACCCAGGAUCAAUAUGUUGGAAUCUGGUUCAAGGAUAGCGUUCCACGGAUCGUUGUGUGGGUGGCCAAUCGAGAAAAGCCCGUUACAGACUCCACGGCAAAUCUAGCUAUCAGCAGCAACGGAAGUCUUCUCUUAUUUGAUGGCAAACAUGGCAUUGUGUGGUCCAGUGGAGUAACUUCUACCUCUAGUGGGUAUAGUGCAGAGCUUUUAGACAGUGGGAAUCUUAUUGUCAUCAAUAAUGUUUCCACAAGAACUCUAUGGCAAAGCUUUGAGCAUCUUGGUGAUACUAUGCUACAUACCUCAUUCCUGAUGUAUAACCUCGCCACCGGUGAGGAGCGGGUGUUGACUUCUUGGAAAAGUAAUACUGAUCCAUCACCAGGUGACUUUACGGUUCAGAUUACAUCGCAAGUGCCAUCACAGGUGUGUACUAUGAGAGGCUCGGCACUUUAUUGGAGAAGCGGUCCAUGGGCUAAAACAAAGUUCACUGGCCUACCUCUAAUGGAUGAAUCAUACACAAGUCCAUUCAGCUUACACCAGGAUGUAAACGGGUCAGGAACCUUGUCGUAUUUUCAAAGAGACUACCAACUUUCACGUAUAAUUUUGACAUCAGAGGGAUCAACGAAGAUGUUUCGUCAUAAUGGAGUGAACUGGGAGCUUUUCUAUAUGACUCCAUCCCAUUCAUGCGACUUUUACGGUGUAUGUGGACCAUUUGGGUUGUGUGUUAUGUCAGUUCCUCCGAAGUGUGAAUGCUUCAAAGGGUUUGUACCAAAAUCCAUUGAAGAGUGGAAAAGAGGAAACUGGACUGAUGGUUGUGUAAGGCGUACAGAACUAUACUGUCAAGGAAAUUCUACCAGCAAAGUUGGAAACGUCUUCCAUCAAGUUGCCAACAUGAAGCCUCCCGAUUUUUACGAAUUUGUAAUCUCAGUGGAUGCAGAAGAAUGCUACCAAAGUUGCCUCCACAAUUGUUCUUGCUUGGCCUUUGCUUAUGUUCAUGGAAUAGGUUGCUUAGUGUGGAACCAGAACCUAAUGGACGCAGUGAAAUUUUCUAUGGGAGGAGAGCUUCUUUUCGUUCGUCUUGCACGCUCGGAGCUAGAUGGUAAUAAGCGCAAGAAGACCAUUGUUGCUACUUCAGUGAGCCUUACCCUUUUUCUGAUUUUGGGUUUCGCUGCAUUUGGUUUCUGGAGAUGCAGAGUGGAACAUAACGGCAUUGCACGUGGACUUCUCUAUCUCCACCAUGACUCACGCCUCAGGGUUAUUCAUAGAGAUCUCAAGGUCAGCAAUAUUCUUCUUGAUGAGAAAAUGAACCCAAAAAUAUCAGAUUUUGGAUUAGCUCGGAUGUACCAGGGAACCCAAUAUCAGGACAAGACGCGAAGGGCUUGGGAAUCUUGGUGUGAAAAUGGAGGAAUUGAUCUUUUAGACCAAGAUCUUGGUGAUUCAUGUCGCCCAUUACAAGUUGGGAGAUGUGUUCAGAUUGGUCUGCUUUGUGUUCAACACCAACCCGCAGACAGACCCAACACACUCGAGUUGCUGUCUAUGCUCACCACUACAUCAGAUCUUCCUCCACCAAAACAGCCGACAUUUGCACUGCACAAUAGAGAUGACGAAACCCAUUUUAGAAAUUUGAUAACUGGAGAUUUUAGGUCCGGAGAUAUUUACUCGGCUUACGCAAGAGAUGACGGAUCCCAAAUCUUGGAAGAUCAGCUCCGUGGUCAACAUUGUUUAGAGAAUAACUGUCUUAAGUAUUUGAGUGUGUUUUUCUUGGCGUACUUUCUCUUUGCAUACAUGCUCGUUUCUUACACUAAUCUGAAGGAGAUCGUUCUUGGAGAUACAAGAACACAGAUGGGGAUGAAGAGGUAUGCUUGUUUGCUCUUGUUUACCAUGCUCUUGCGUAUUAGCCACGCAGCUAUAACUACAACAAGUCCUUUGUCAAUAGGAAAAACUCUCAGCUCCUCUAAUGAGAUUUACGAGUUAGGGUUCUUCAGUCCUAAUAAUUCCCAGAAUCAGUAUGUUGGAAUCUGGUUCAAGGGUAUCAAUCCUCGGGUGGUUGUGUGGGUGGCCAAUAGAGAAAACCCUGUUACAGACUCCAUGGCAAAUCUAACUAUCAGCAGCAAUGGAAGUCUUCUCUUAUUGGAUGGAAAAUCUGGUCUUGUGUGGUCCAGUGGAGACACUUCUGCAUCUAACGGGUCUCGUGCAGAGCUUUCAGACACCGGAAAUUUUAUUGUCACCGACAUUUUUUUGGGAAAAACUCUAUGGCAAAGCUUUGAGCACCUCGCUGACACAAUGCUCCCUUUCUCAAGCCUGAUGCAUAAUCUCACCACCGGUGAGAAGCGUGUGUUGGUUUCUUGGAAAAGUUACACUGAUCCAUCACCUGGUGACUUUGUAGUUCAGAUUACACCGCAACUGCCAUCACAGGUGUUUACUAUGAGAGGCUCGGAGCCUUAUGGGAGAAGCGGUCCAUGGGCUAAAACAAGGUUCACCGGGAUACCGCAGAUGGAUGCAACAUAUACAAGUCCUUUCAGCGUUCAGCAAGAUGCAAACGGGUCAGCAUCAUUCACUUAUUUACACAGAAACUUUAAACUUCCACGUAUAAUGAUAUCACCAGAGGGAACACUGAAGAUCUUUCAGCACAGUGGGACCGGCUGGAAAUUAGACUAUGAGGCUCCAUUAGCCAAUUCAUGCGAUGUUUACGGUGUAUGUGGACCUUUUGGGUUGUGUGUUGUGUCAGCAUCUCCAAAGUGUAAAUGCUUCAAAGGGUUCGUACCUAAAUCCAUUAAGGAAUGGAAAAGAGGUAACUGGAGUGAUGGUUGUGUGAGACGUACCGAACUGCAUUGUCAAGGAAACUCUACUGGCAAAGAUGUAAACAUCUUCCAUCCUUUUGCCAACAUAAAGCCUCCAGACUUCUACGAAUUCGCAAGAUCUGUGAAUGCUGAAGAAUGCUACCAACUGUGCCUCCACAACUGUUCUUGCUUGGCCUUUGCUUUUAUUAAUGGAAUAGGGUGCUUGGUUUGGAACCAGGAGCUAAUAGACGUAGUGCAAUUCUCUGCGGGAGGAGAGCUUCUCUCCAUUCGUCUUGCACGCUCUGAACUUGGUGGAAAUGAGCGCAACAAGACCAUUGCUGCCACUAUUGUGAGUCUUGUUCUUUUUGUGAUUUUGGGUUCUGCUGCAGUUGCUUUCUGGAGAUACAGACUGAAACAUGACGGAAAAAGGCUCGAGAUUGAUUGGCCAAAGAGAUUUGAUAUCAUUCAAGGCAUUGCACGUGGACUUCUCUAUCUCCACCAUGACUCACGCUUAAGGGUUAUUCAUAGAGAUCUCAAGGUCAGCAAUAUUCUUCUUGAUGAGAAAAUGAACCCAAAAAUAUCAGAUUUUGGAUUAGCUCGGAUGUAUCAGGGAACCCAAUAUCAGGACAAGACUCGAAGGGCGUGGGAAUCUUGGUCUGAAAAUGGAGGAAUUGAUCUUUUAGACCAAGAUCUUGCUGAUUCAUGUCGCCCAUUACAAGUUGGGAGAUGUGUUCAGAUCGGUUUGCUUUGUGUUCAACACCAACCCGCAGACAGACCCAACACACUCGAGUUGCUGUCUAUGCUCACCACAACAUCAGAUCUUCCACCACCAAAACAGCCCAUAUUUGCAUUGCACACUAGAGAUGACGAAAGCCAUUUUAGAGAUUUGAUAACUGUAAAUGAGAUUACACAUUCUGUGAUCCUUGGCCGUUAAAAAAAGGGAUCCUUGAUUGAAAUUGUAGAUUUUCAUUAACUGCUCUUCAUUUCCAUUAUACAUUUUGGGACAGAGGUCCUUAAAUUAGUGUUUCAGCGUUCAGCAAGAUGCAAACGGAUCAGGAAUCAGGAUCCUUCACUUAUAUACAUAGAAACUUCGAGACCACUGUCUCUAAAGAUUUUGUUGUGUCUUUCUCAAACUUAAAGUUAAAAGUUUGUAUUUACAAACUUUACAAGAUAACCAAGUGAAUAAUAUAACUAACAAAGAUUAGAA